This is a messenger RNA of Cannabis sativa, 1515 nucleotides long. Its product is annotated as 7-deoxyloganetic acid glucosyltransferase-like. Gene Ontology annotation, molecular function: UDP-glycosyltransferase activity. NCBI's taxonomy places the organism in Eukaryota, Viridiplantae, Streptophyta, Magnoliopsida, Rosales, Cannabaceae. The record is from RefSeq and is a predicted model, not a curated record. The transcript has 2 exons. Bases 52 to 1515 code for a protein of 487 amino acids.
CUCCACAAUUAAUCUCUAUUCUAUAUAUACAUGCAUUUGUAGAUGUUAUAGAUGCAAAGAGUAGCUAGUUCUUUCACUAUUCUCAUCAUGGAGAUCAAUAAUCAAGGGCCACAAAUAAUUCCACGAGUUCUCAUCUUUCCCAUACCAGCUCAAGGACACGUCAGCCCGAUGUUAAACCUGGCAGAGCUUCUUGCCAUGUCAGGCCUCCACGUCACCUUUCUAAACACCGACCACAUUCACAAUCGUCUCAUAAAGUACACCGAUGUAAAAACUCGGUGUACUAAGUACCCAGGCUUCCUUUUCAAGACCAUCUCAGAUGGUCUAGAAAAGGAGCACGGUAAAUCAGUUUGGGAUUUUAUUUUUCAUCUACAAAAAAACAUCAAGCCGGUUUUGAAAGAGAUGCUCGUCUCCGGCCAACUCGGAUCGGGUGAAAGUCCUUACAUUACUUAUAUGAUUUUGGAUGGAUUAUUUGGUGAGUUUACUAUAGAUGUUGCUGAGGAGCUUGGAAUUCCUUGUGUUCAUUUUAGGACAGCCUCUGCUUGUUGUUUUUGGUCUUUCUUUUUCUUUCCGCGUCUUGUUGACACCGGAGAGAUUCCGAUCACAGAUAUGGACAGGCUUGUAACAAGUGUGCCAGGAAUGGAAAGUUUUCUACGAUGUCGUGAUUUGCCAAGUCUAUGCCGAGUGAGUGACACAACUGACAAAGCUUUCCAAAUGAUUCCUCAAGUGGCUAACCAUAGUCGUCGAGCCCGAGCAAUUAUACUCAAUACAUUUGAGGAUCUCGAAGGUCCAAUUGUGAAUCGCUUGACUGAGUUUUGCCCUAAUAUUUACACAAUUGGGCCUCUUCAUGCCCACCUAAAUGACAAGUUGUCCAAUAGUCUUUACGAUGUAGACCGAAGCUGUCUCACUUGGCUCAAUUCUCAACCUCCAAAAUCAGUUAUCUAUGUUAGUUUUGGUAGCGUCGCUAUAAUGACAAAACCCGAGUUAAUCGAGUUUUGGUAUGGUUUGGUAAACAGCAAGCAUCGCUUCUUAUGGGCGAUGCGGCCGGACAUGUUAGUGGGGAUUGAGGAUGGCGACAAUUCAAUCUUGGCGGAGUUAAAAGAGGCAACAAGAGAGAGAGGGUUCAUGGUGGGCUAUGCUCCACAAGAGCAAGUUCUGGCCCACACCGCUGUGGGUGGGUUUCUGACCCACAGCGGUUGGAACUCAACUUUGGAGAGUAUAGUCUCAGGAGUACCAAUGAUAUGUUGGCCUUCUUUUGCGGAUCAACAAAUCAAUAGUAGAUUUGUUAGUCGAGUAUGGAAUCUUGGAUUGGAUAUGAAGGAUGUUUCUGAUAGGAAAGUUGUGGAAAGGAUGGUGAAUGAUUUGAUGGUAAAGAGGAGGGAAGAGUUUGUUAAAUCAACGGCUGAGAUGGCUAGAUUAGCCAAAAUGAGUGUAAAUGAAGGUGGGUCAUCUUAUUCUAAUUUGAAAAGGUUGAUAGAGGAUAUAAGAGUUGUGGGAGCAAGUGAAAACACUACAUGA